ACAGCAGAUCUUCACCACAGUCGGAGUAAACUCAGCUGAGGGAAGUUGGGAAGAGGAGCGCUCCAGGGAUUUGCCCUCCUUACUGCAUCCACUUCUGUUUUUCUUCAGUUUACAAAUAUAGUUUUUAUAUUUAAAGACAUCGCAGGACACGGACAUAAGAGUGGACACCAGCUUUUAUUACUCUUUUUCUUCCUCUUUUUAUUUCUUCUCCUCGACUGAUGAUGAGUGGACCGACUUAUGAGAGGAAGAUACCCGGGAUUUCUGCAGAUCUGUCAGGCUCUAUGAGCUGCCACCCGUCCUCCAAAGACUCCCCGACACUGCCGGAGUCUACAGCCACGGACAUGGGCUACUACAGCGACUAUUACUCGGGGCAGCCCUACCAGAGCCAGCCCAUGACCUCCUACCCGCAGUUCAACAUGUCCAGCAUGGGGCCGGCGGGGCAUUACCCCAGCAAGACAGAGUACCCCUACAGCCCGUCCUACAGGCAGUACGGCCACUACGGCAGGGAACUGCAGAGCCCUCCGCACAACACAGUAAAAGAAGAAGUGGAGACUGAAGUCCGGAUGGUCAAUGGGAAACCAAAGAAGAUCCGCAAGCCUCGCACCAUUUAUUCCAGUUUUCAACUGGCAGCACUGCAGCGGCGCUUCCAGAAAGCCCAGUACCUGGCCCUGCCUGAAAGAGCAGAGCUGGCUGCACAACUCGGUCUCACACAGACACAGGUGAAAAUAUGGUUCCAGAACCGACGAUCCAAGUUCAAGAAGCUGUACAAGAACGGCGAGAUUCCUCUGGAGCACAGCCCAAACGCCAGCGACUCCAUGGCCUGCAACUCGCCGCCCUCCCCGGCCAUAUGGGACAGUAACGCACACUCAGGACAGGUCGGCCGGGGCCAGGGCCCUCAGCCCCCUCUUAGCUCCACACCGCCCUCCUACCUGGAGGACUACAGUAGUCCCUGGUACCAGCAGGGAUCGCAUUUACAGCACCCAGGGGCCGUGCAGAGCCUGGGGGCGGUCUACUGAUCCGCGGAGGGUCUACUGAACACCAGAAAAAUGGACUGGACUUUUAUGCAAGCAGACUGUUCGUAGUGGCUUCAUGCAAAGUAGAGCCUAAAAGGGAAAUAAGCUGAAAUGAGGCAUCUGGAGUCACAGCCGACGCUUCCUUCGACUGUUGCUGAAUUCGUUUGACUUGAGUUGAACGCGUUCAUGGGACUGCGACUGGCUUCAUCUGUCGAGUUAAGAAGGAGAAAAAGGAGAAGGAGAAGGAGAGGACGAUGGAUGACCAUUCAUGCUCGACUAUUCAGAUUAACAUGAGCACAUAGGCAUAUAGGUUAACCUAUUAUUUAAAGGACAUUAUGGCGUGGUGUUAAAUUAUUAUUUUUUGACUAAUUGCUCCCCUUUUUAUUCAUAUUUGUUGUUGUUCUUCUUCUUCUUCUUUGUAUUUGUUUGUUUAUAAUGUAACAAAAGAGAAUAGAGAUAAAAAUGAACCUGAAAAGAAAAAGAAAGAACUGGUGCACCUACAGCGUGGGUGGCUAUCCCGUGCUUCACAGACUCAGGACAAUAAUAAGUUAUAUAUUGAUUUGUACAAACCUAUUGAAAGAUGUAGUUGUGUAUAUAUGUAUGUUUUUAAAUGCAUCAGAACCACUAAAACUCUAUUGUUUUUGGAGAGAUACAGUAAAACACUGCGCAGUGGUGCCUGGAACCGUUUUUGUAUUCCUGUAAGUAGUGCUUCUGUUGUAAUGCUGUUAAAGUUGAAUAAAUGCAAAAUGAACUCAUGUUUAAAAA
This is a messenger RNA of Astyanax mexicanus (Mexican tetra), 1778 nucleotides long. RefSeq names its product distal-less homeobox 3b (gene dlx3b). Gene Ontology annotation, molecular function: DNA-binding transcription factor activity, RNA polymerase II-specific; RNA polymerase II cis-regulatory region sequence-specific DNA binding. Bases 219 to 1016 code for a protein of 265 amino acids. The transcript has 3 exons. Gene Ontology annotation, biological process: epithelial cell differentiation; regulation of transcription by RNA polymerase II; embryo development. Lineage: Eukaryota; Metazoa; Chordata; Actinopteri; Characiformes; Acestrorhamphidae. The record is from RefSeq and is a predicted model, not a curated record.